This is a messenger RNA of Anolis carolinensis (green anole), 8156 nucleotides long. RefSeq names its product cytoplasmic phosphatidylinositol transfer protein 1. The coding region runs from base 16 to 1284 and encodes 422 amino acids. Lineage: Eukaryota; Metazoa; Chordata; Lepidosauria; Squamata; Anolidae. The record is from RefSeq and is a predicted model, not a curated record. The transcript is spliced from 10 exons. Gene Ontology annotation, molecular function: phosphatidylinositol binding; phosphatidylinositol transfer activity. Gene Ontology annotation, biological process: phospholipid transport. Gene Ontology annotation, cellular component: cytoplasm.
UGAUUCUAUGAUUCUAUGAUAAUCCCUCCUUCCUUUUUUUCCCACCGGUCAGGGCUGCGCUACUGCUUCUCUCCAGGAGAGGCCGCUGUGGAGCAGGUCCCAGAUUCAGCUGGAAGAGCAGCAGGAGCAGAAGCAGAGGCAGCAGCGCCCAGCCUCAGUUUCCCCUCCGGAAAGACAGCGCCCCUCUUGGAGAAGAAGAGUUCUGGCUCACUCCGUCCUGACGCUUUCUUCCUCGCCCGUCUCCCCGCAGGAUGUCGGCUUCUCCAAGGAGUUUUCGGGUGCUGCGAAGUUGGUGAAGGUGCCCACCUUUUCCGGCAGCGCCGAGCCUUCAUCCUCACCGGAACCACCAUGCUGGUGAAGGAGUACCGCAUCUGCAUGCCCCUGACCACCGAGGAGUACCGCGUUGGGCAGCUGUACACCAUCAGCAAGCACAGCCACCAAGAGAGCGACAAAGGCGAAGGCGUGGAAGUGGUGAAGAACGAGCCCCACGACGACCCCGUCCACGGCCGGGGCCAGUUCACCGAGAAGCGGGUGCACCUGUCCAGCAAACUUCCCAGCUGGGCUCGAGCCGUGACCCCACGGAUAUUUUACAUUACAGAGAAGGCUUGGAACUAUUAUCCCUACACCAUCACAGAGUACACGUGCUCCUUUCUGCCCAAGUUUUCCAUCUACAUAGAGACUAAGUAUGAGGACAACUGCGGAGACAGCACAAAUAUCUUCCACAAUGAAGAAAUCUUAGGAGACCACGAAGUGACCUUCCUGGACAUUGCUUUUGACGAAAUCCCGGAGCGCUAUUACCAAAGCAAAGAGGAUCUCCGGCAUUUCAGCUCCGUGAAGACGGGCCGCGGCCCCUUGCGGGAGGGGUGGCGGGAGCACACCACGCCCAUCAUGUGCUCCUACAAGCUGGUGACCGUCAAGUUUGAGGUGUGGGGCCUCCAGACCCGCGUGGAACAAUUCGUCCAUAAGGUCAUUCGGGACAUCCUGCUGAUCGGCCACCGACAAGCCUUCGCGUGGGUGGACGAAUGGUGCGGGAUGACGAUGGACGAGGUGCGCCGAUACGAGCGGGAGACGCAGGAAGCCACCAACGAGAUCGUGGGGCCGGUGGCGCCGGCCGUGGCCAUUGCCGAGGUGGGGCUGCUCCCCUCCAGCGCCCCCUCCACGCCCCUCGGCGGCGGCGAAGCGCCGGACUUCCUCCUCAGCAUCCCCAAGGACCGGCCGAGGAAGAAGUCGGCGCCCGAGAUGCUCUCGCUGCCGGUGCUUCGGGAGAGGGCCAACGCGGAGUGAGCACCCUCCUUCCAAGCGGAUUUCGGAAUCGUUUUGAUGCCCUUUUCGGACCUCCGUCCCCCAUUAAAAGGACCAAGAAAAGAGGGUAUUUUCCCAAGCUGCCAGUUUUGGACUCCAAUUUUCCACAAUUCCCACAACACCUGGAGAUGCCGAAGUUGGCCCAUGCUUGGUUUAAGCAGUCCAACAUCUGUGUCGUUGACGAAUUUCAUGGCCGGAAUUACUGCCUUGCUCUGAGUUUUCCAGGCUGUGUGGCCAUGUUCCAGAAGCAUUCUCUACUGACGUUUCACCCACAUCUAUGGCAGGCAUCCUCAGAGGUUGUGAGGCAUGGAUGAACUAAGUAAGGAAAGGAAAGAAUAUAUAUCUGUGGAGAGUCCAGGGUGUGACAAGAGUCCUUUGUCAGAGUUGUUGUAUGUCUUUCGGGCUGUGUGGCCAUGUUCCAGAAGCAUUCUCUCCUGACGUUUCACCCACAUCUAUGGCAGGCAUCCUCAGAGGUUGUGAGGCAUGGAUGAACUAAGUAAGGAAAGGAAAGAAUAUGUAUCUGUGGAGAGUCCAGGGUGUGACAAGAGUCCUUUGUCAGAGUUGUUGUAUGUCUUUCGGGCUGUGUGGCCAUGUUCCAGAAGCAUUCUCUCCUGACGUUUCACCCACAUCUAUGGCAGGCAUCCUCAGAGGUUGUGAGGCAUGGAUGAACUAAGUAAGGAAAGGAAAGAAUAUAUAUCUGUGGAGAGUCCAGGGUGUGACCAGAGUCCUUUGUCAGAGUUGUUGUGUGUCUUUCGGGCUGUGUGGCCAUGUUCCAGAAGUAUUCUCUCCUGACGUUUCACCCACAUCUAUGGCAGGCAUCCUCAGAGGUUGUGAGGACUGUUGGAAACGAGGCAAGUGGGGUUUAUAUUGUUGGGCGAGAUGGAUUUAUAGUGUAGCUCGGACCCGGUUCUUUACUAUUCAGAAAUGUACAGUAGAGUCUCACUUAUCCAAGCUAAACGCGCUGGCUUUUAACUAGAGCUUUUGAUUUAUGUUAAUUUUAUCAAUAUUUGUAUGUAUGUGUUUUUAUCCUUUACAAUUUAGCUUGUAAAUCACCUAGAGCAUCUUGGUUGGAGGGCGAUUAAUAAGUAAUUAAAUGAUGAUGAUAGUGAUAUAAUAAUAAUAAUAAUAAUAAUAAUAAUAAUAAUAAUAAUAAUAAUAUUAAGUUUAUUUGUAUCCCGCCUCCAUCUCCCCCGAAGGGGACUCGGGGCGGCUUACAGCAAAAUCAAAAUACAAACAAUGAUAAAAUAUAAAACAUCAGGACAAAAACAAAAACCAAUAAAAAUAUACACAAUAAGUUAAAAAACACAACGCAGAAUUAAAACAUCAGGUUAAAAACAAUGAGGUUGCAAUAGUGGAUAAGCAAAGUGUACGGUGCACAUUAUGGGGAACAAAUUCAUAAAUAGAUAAAGUGCAUUAGAAUCAUUUAAAGUCACAUUAGGUAUGGUAGGGAGGAGUCCUGAGUAAUAUCAAAUACACAGUAAUUCUAUGUAGAUUAUAAAAUGAUAUGAAAAUGAUGAUAAGCGAAUAUCUUGGAUAAUAAGGAGGGAUUAAGGAAAAGCCUAUUAAACAUCAAAUUAGGUUAUGAUUUUACAAAUUAAGCACCAAAGCAUCAGGUUAUACAACAAAUUUGACAAAAAAGUAGUUCAAUACACAGUAAUGUUAUGUUGUAAUUACUGUAUUUACGAAUUUAGCACCAAAAUAUCAUGAUAUAUUGUAAACAUUGACUACAAAAAUGCAUUGGAUAAUCCAGAACCUUGGAUAAGCGAGUCUUGGAUAAGUGAGACUCUACUGUAGUUAUUAUUUUUGGAAUUGUAAAGGUUGGACUCUGGAUCUUUGCCUCCUAAGCUCUAAAUUCAUUCCAGCCACAUGGCACUUCAUGCUCUGAUUGCUGUGACCUCAAUGCUCAACCAUAUCCUGUGUUUGUAUUUUUGGAUGCUGUUUUUGGGUAGUUUUCCCUGACUUAACAGCAAAAACAGUAAUAUAUAUAUCCAGGGUGGGAAAAAGAACUCUUUUCUGCUUGAGGCAAGUGUGAAUGGUGCAAUAGGCCACCUUGAUUAGCAUUGAAUGGCCUUGUAGCUUCAAAGCCUGGCUGCUGCUUACAGAGGAGCCAUUGAAAUCCGCAAGCAUGUGGAUCGUUUAACCCUUCCUUGCCUAGUUUAUCCAUGCCUCACAACCUCUGAGGAUGCCUGCCAUAGAUGUGGGCGAAACGUCAGGAGAGAAUGCUUCUGGAACAUGGCCAGACAGUCCGUAAAACUCACAGCAACCCAAGUCCAACCUGUAUAUAGAGGUUUGUAACACAGGGCCACUGUAUCUGCGAAUGCCACUCUCCCUUUUCCUGUUGUCUGUUCGGCUGAGGAGGGGGCUGUCAAUUCACUGGGACCGAUUUCGUUUGGACCAGUUUACUAAGACUGUUACACCCGUUUUGAAGCUAUUGUUUUUCAACUGAAUUAAGUCCGUAGAAGGGUUACAGACUUAUAGACUCACGUGGCCCUUUAGAAGAUACACUGCAACUCCCAUGAGCCUUCAUCACUGGCUGAAGCAAAGGACCCCUGAUCUAGACGCUCUCAUAAGACCGUAGGUAAGCAAAGAGACCUCCAAAGACCAUGUAGAUGGUCUCAUAAGACCGUAGGUAAAGAAAGGGACCCUCAAAGGCCAUCUAGAUGAUCUCUUAAGGCCAUCAGAAGACCAUAGAUAACGAAAGGGACCUCAGAGAUCAUCUAGAUGGUUUCAUAAGACCAAAGGUAAGGAAAGGAACCCUCAAAGGCCAUCUAGAUGAUCCCAUCAGAUGGCUUUUGGAAGUCACUUUCCUUACCUAUGAUUUUAUGAGAUCAUCUAGAUGGCCUUUGAGGGUCCCUUUCCUUACCUAUGGCCUUAUGAGACCAUCUCGAUGGCUUUUGGAGGUUACUUUCCUUAACUAUGGUCCUAUGAGACCGCCUAGAAGGCCUUUGAGGGUCCCUUUACUUAUCUAUGGUCUUCUGAUGGCCUGGUGAGAUCUAGAUGGCCUUUGAGGGCCCCUUUCCUUACCUAUGGCCUUAUGUGACCAUCUAGAUGGUCUUGGGAGGUCUCUCUGCUUACCUAUGGUUUUAUGAGAUCGUCUAGAUGGUCUUUGGAGGUCUCUUUGCUUACCUAUGGUCUUAUGAGACCAUCUAGAUGGCCUUUGGAGGUCCCUUUCCUUACCUAUGGUCUUAUGAGACCAUCUAGAUGGUCUUUAGAGGUCUCUUUACUUACCUAUGGUCUUAUGAGGCCAUCUAGAUAGUCUUUGGAGGUCUCAUAUGGUCUUAUGAGAUCGUCUAGAUCAGGAGUCCCCAAACUAAGGCCCUCCAAGGUCAUUGACCUGGCCUUUGUCCUAAACUUUAGACUUAGGGUUGACCUAAGUCUGAAACGACUUGAAAGUCGGUACAGAAUGCCAUUCAAAGCAACCUGGGUUGCUCAGUCAGUCUGAAGCAGCAACCAAGCAAUGAGUUAGGACUAGCUGGUGGAAGAGACUCCUCAAGACCUCAAAGCCCAACUAAUGAUUGAAUGUGGCUCUUCUGGGCUCGGGGUCUGCUAACCCACCCAUCUUGGUAGCUAUUCCGGCCCUAUUUUCUUCCUCGGUGCCUUUGGAAAGAGGGCCAUCCUACUGCUGGACGCCAUCAGGAGGCCUGUCGUAGUUGCUGUUGCAAUUUGCCUUGCAGAAAAACAUAAAUGCACCUCCUGCCCGUGAAGGUGGGCAGCAUCCUCGACUCCUCAGCCAUCAUCCUCUUUGAUCUUAUUGGGGUUUUUCUGACCCAGUUUGUACAAGCACAAUUUGGAUUUGCACUGUUUUGUCAUACAAAGUGAUCCCUGCCCUCCUGCUCCUGUCAGUCUCCUGUCAAGUUCCGGGUGUACAUAGUAAACAGUAGGCAUGUCCAAUUGAUGAAAAAAUGUUUCAAUUCUCGUUUCUAAAGUAGGGGGCGCUGGCACUUCGAUAUAGAAAGUAUUUCCGAUUUUUUCACCCAAAAAUCUCGGAUAUUUCCGAAAAUUCGUAUUGAUUCUAAAUGUUUCUAAAAUGGCAGGUGCGCAUGCGCAAUCACCAAAAAAAGGAACCUGGGGGGAGGGAGGGACUUUUACAGGGCUCUCCCGCCCUCAUUUCUUGAGCUAUCCUCAUCAAAUUUGCAAUGCCCUUGCAAGUUGUGCAAAGAUACUUUGAAAACUAGAAAUUCCCUUGCUAUAUUUGUAAGCAAGAAGGACACUGGAAAUCAAAUUUUUUUGCGGGGGGGGGGGGCGGGGGGGGAAUUAACGAAACAUUAAGAGACAAUUAGAGAAUGGGCCAACAAUGGUUCGAAUUACAUUGCUGGUUGCGCUGUGAGACAAUGUCUCGGAAUGCGUAUCAAAAAGCGAGAACAAUCCGAAAUAAAUCCGAUAUACGAUUCAAAACGAUUUUUUGGACAUGUCUAGUAAACAGUAGUGAAACUUGGGGAGAACUUUUUUUUUCUUUCUCUGCCGUUUUGUGGAUAAGAGAGUGGGGAGGGAGAGGGAGGAGAUAAGUAAACAUGAAAUCACAUGGGUUAAAAAUCAUCUCCAUGAAUGUGAACGGGUUGAAUAACUGUAUAACAAGGAAACGGGUUUUUCACUUCUUAUAUAAAAAUAAGGUGGACAUAACUUGUAUUCAGGAAUCCCACUUUGUAUCCACUGUUUCUCUUUGCUAUCAGUUGCUUUUGUGACUGGUUGCAACUCUCCUGCUCCCCGUUUGCAUCUUCGUGCGCAGAAAUUAUCAGAGUAUUUGCAGGGCAGCAGUAGUUGGAUGGAAGCAGUGGAGCGCAGAACGAAGAGACACUCUGAGAGUUGGUAAAACUAUUUACAAAGUUUGACUGUAUGCAGCAGUAAUCAACACAGACAACAGACGAACACAGGACUGCUCCGUUCUCCAACAGAACGUGACCCGAACUCUAGGCAGACAGAACUCAACUGAACUGACGCAAAGACAAAGACUGCACAAAGACUUGUGUCUGGAUACUCCCUAGUUCCAGCCACACAUCAAGAUCAUCAUAGCUUCUUGGCAAUUAACUCUUUCCACACUAUGGUACAUUCUGGAUGAUGUGGAAGGUAUCGAACAUUUCUUGAUUGACUGCCCAGCAUAUGCUGAACUUCGACACAGAUAUUUACAUCCAUUACUAUCUAAUUUUAGGUCCCCCAACAGAAAUGAUCUUCUGAGAGUCCUCUUGCAAGGACAAGAAAGAUCCACCAUAAUCAGAGUCAGCCUUUUUAUCCCAAAAGCUAUCAAAAAAAGAGCACAUUUCCUGAAAGAAUCAGGAAAAUAAUAUUUUGACGGCAAACAGAAGGUCAGCUGCUGUCCUCCCAUCCUUUUUGCCUUGUUUUUAUUUAUGUUGCACUUUGAAAUGGUCAUAUGACUGGUCAAACAAAUAAAUUAUUAUAUUAUUAUUAACUGAACUGACGUAAUCGAUAUGCACAAACACUUGUCCAACCACUCAGCAGAGACAGAGUGACAAUUUACUAUUUAAUAUAUGACUCUGAACUUGAAAAUCAGCUUCUGUUUCUCAUUUUGCAAUGGACGGUUUACAAUUGGCUUCCCACUCACAAUGUAUAGACUUGGCUGUGGCAAUGAAAUUCAGUAUUUGACCACUAGCCCUGAAUACAUUGAAGACCUCUAGUUCCAUUGUAUUAUUAUUAACUGAACUGACGUAAUCGAUAUGCACAAACACUUGUGUCUGGAUACUCCCUAGUUCCAGCCACACAUCAAGGUCAUCAUAGCUUCUUGGCAAUUAAUUCUUUCCACACUAUGGUACAUUCUGGAUGAUGUGGAAGAUAUCGAACAUUUCUUGAUUGACUGCCCAGCAUAUGCUGAACUUCGACACAGAUAUUUACAUCCAUUACUAUCUAAUUUUAGGUCCCCCAACAGAAAUGAUCUUCUGAGAGUCCUCUUGCAAGGACAAGAAAGAUCCACCAUAAUCAGAGUCAGCCUUUUUAUCCCAAAAGCUAUCAAAAAAAGAGCACCUUUCCUGAAAGAAUCAGGAAAAUAAUAUUUUGACGGCAAACAGAAGGUCAGCUGCUGUCCUCCCAUCCUUUUUGCCUUGUUUUUAUUUAUGUUGCACUUUGAAAUGGUCAUAUGACUGGUCAAACAAAUAAAUUAUUAUAUUAUUAUUAACUGAACUGACGUAAUCGAUAUGCACAAACACUUGUGUCUGGAUACUCCCUAGUUCCAGCCACACAUCAAGGUCAUCAUAGCUUCUUGGCAAUGAACUCUUUCCACACUAUGGUACAUUCUGGAUGAUGCAAUCAGUUGCAAUACAAGCAUGGCACAAAUUGCAUUUAAAAACACUUAUCAAUACACAAAUCCCACAUUAACAGAAAUGGCAGGAGAGGCACGCCAUCGAACCCGAGCAGAGACGUGCGCUCAGCCCUGAUGGCUGCUCUCCUUUGCAAAUGCUUUGGCUCGCCAAGGUCACGAGCAUUUUGGAGCGUUGCCUAUAUGUCAUUCAGCGCAAUCUCCAUCGGGACUCUUAUAAGAGGCAAAGGCAGCGACAGAUGGUGCCAAGGAAGCGCCUCGGGUGAUAAGACGUUUUAAUGAUCUCUUAGCACACUGUCCACACACAUUUUCCAGCGAAAGCUGCAAGGAACAAGGCCCUGAAGGUCACUUUCUACCCAUCGGACGAUGGGACGAUUUGAAAAUUGCACAUUUCUUUCUGCAUUCCUGUUUCCUUGAGUUUCAGAGGUGAACGGGAACCCGUUCUGAUCUAGCGCAUGAGCCCUUGGGUUACAUGUAUUUCAAGGGAGGGUGGAGCUGGGCAGAUGUAAAUAAUUUGGGAUCUGUGUAGCAACAAUACUAUAUGUUUUGGUUUUUUUAAAAAAAUAAUAAAAUAAAAAUAAAGAUGGUU